Brienomyrus brachyistius is the source of this 7101-nucleotide messenger RNA. It is a transcript of the gene tns2a, whose product is annotated as tensin 2a. Gene Ontology annotation, molecular function: protein binding; protein tyrosine phosphatase activity. Lineage: Eukaryota; Metazoa; Chordata; Actinopteri; Osteoglossiformes; Mormyridae. The coding region runs from base 939 to 5672 and encodes 1577 amino acids. The transcript has 28 exons. The record is from RefSeq and is a predicted model, not a curated record. Gene Ontology annotation, biological process: peptidyl-tyrosine dephosphorylation.
UGUGGGGGAAAGAGACUGACGGAGGGUGUUGGAUACUCAUCAGGAAUUCCCCUUAAAAGGGGCAGAGUUUCACCCAGCUCAUUCGUGAAUCCAAAGUGAAAUUGAAAGGAGGAGCUGAGAGCCUUGCAUCCCGCUGGUAGGUGGCUGUGCCCAAGGAGCAUCCCGGCAGAAGCGACUCGCGGCGUUGGCCAGAAAGACCAGUGCUGGGCAUUUCAGGUUCAGAAGCUACAAAUCCAGACCAAGAUUUUGUUUCUACCACAGGGUUGAAUACUCUGUGACUGUGGCUCUUAAUGCUCAACUGGUUUGUAGAAACAAAAUCUUGGUCUGAAUUUGUAUCUUCUGAACUUGAAAUGCACAACACUGAGAACGACCCCAUGUUUUCGCAUUGUGGGGUGGAAGGAUGCAUGACUCAGGCCUCAGAUGGGGGGGGGGGCUCUCUCAUGCCUAAUGAUGAGUAAAGGCUGGCUGUAAAUAUAAAAGUUGCUUUUUUUAUUUAAAACAUUGGAUUUAUUUAUUUAGAUUUGUCUGCCGCAGUGGUGCAAUAGAGAGUUUGGAGGGUGAAUAUUCCGGUGCUGAAGGGAAGCCGGUCAUAGAGCCAUAGUGAGAGUGAAGAGGGAAGAAUAUAAUGUUUUUGGGGUGAGGGGCAGCGAUAAUAUUUAUGAAGAAUAUAAGCAUGAGCAAGAAAAGCUGAGGAUUCUACGAUGGCUGUGAAUGUCUCUAUGUGAGUGUGUGUAAGUGCGUGAGCUGCCUGUGAGUCUGAGCAGGAGCCAGGAAAAGGGGAAGGGCCUUGCUGACAAAAACAGCUGCCUGAGAGAGCGCUGGGGAGCAGAAAGCGGGGGGAUCGCGAGGGAGAGGGAGCCCAGCGAGCCCCAGUCAGCCCCAGCCAGCCAGCAAGCGAGCCAGUCAGGCAGCCAAGGGCGCACAGCCUCUCGUCCUCUAUGGGUUGUGCCCUGAGCACGGACUGCUGCGAGGACGAGGCGGUUGCCGUGACGCCCAAGGGGCCGCCAAAGCGGGGGGGACUGGAGCAGACGGACAGCAAGAUGCGGCUGACCAAGGUGGGAAAGGGGGAGGCGCAUGUCUUCAAAGAGAAGACAUUCAAGAAGAAACGCCAGUGUGGGGUAUGCAGGCAGACCAUCGACAGCCUGGGCUCCUUCUGCAGAGUGUGCAAAACAGCCACUCACAAGAAAUGUGAAGUUAAGGUGACCUCCUCCUGCAUCCCUGCUCCCACCUCUGACCUGCAGAGGAGAGGAACCGCUCCUUCCAGGCACAUCCAGCACCUGGGCUCUACAAAGUCUCUGACCUACACCAAACAGCGAAGUACCCUUCCCAGGAGCUUCAGCGUGGACCGUGUGAUGGAUCGCGUCAUGGAGAGGCACUACGACUUCGACCUGACCUACAUCACUGAGAGGAUCAUCUCAGUGUUCUUUCCCCCUCUGCUGGAGGAACAGCGGUACCGGGCCAACCUGAAGGAGGUGGCUGCCAUGCUGAAGUCCAAGCAUCAGGACAAGUUUCUGCUCCUCAACUUGUCCGAGCGACGGCACGACAUCACGCGGCUCAAUCCGAAGGUCCAUGAUUUUGGCUGGCCUGACCUUCAUGCCCCUCCCUUGGACAAAAUCUGUGCUAUGUGCAAAGCCAUGGAGACCUGGCUGACCUCCGACCCCCAGCAUGUGGUUGUCCUGCACUGCAAGGGGAACAAGGGCAAGACGGGUGUGAUCAUCGCGGCUUACAUGCACUACAGCAAGAUCUCUGCCGGAGCUGACCAAGCAUUAAGCACACUGGCCAUGAGGAAGUUCUGUGAGGACAAGGUGUCACCCUCGCUGCAGCCAUCCCAGAAUAGGUAUAUCUACUACUUUGGGGGACUUCUGUCUGGGGCCAUUAAGAUGAACAGCAGCCCUCUGUUCCUGCACCAGGUCCUUAUCCCCACCUUGCCCAACUUCCAGGCUGGAGGAGGUUACUUCCCCUUCCUCAAGAUCUAUCAGUCCAUGCAGCUGGUCUACACCUCAGGGAUCUACGACCUACAGGGUUCUGGAGGUCGGAGGCUGUGCGUGACCAUCGAGCCGGCACUGCUGCUGAAAGGCGACAUUAUGGUGAAGUGCUACCACCGUCAUUCCCACGGAGCCGAGAGGGAAACUGUUUUCCGGCUGCAGUUCCACACCUGCACCAUCCAUGGAGCUCAGCUGUGGUUUGGCAAGGGGGAGCUGGACAAAGCCUGCACUGAUGACAGAUUUCCCCCUGAUGCUACCGUGGAGUUUGUGUUCUCCUCUGGACCUGAGAAGAUCAAAGGCCGAGAAUACCAGCGAAAUGACCCUGCGGUCACUGUGGACUACAACACGAAUGACCCUGUGGUCCGCUGGGACUCGUACGAGAACCUGAACCAGCACCACCAGGACAGCCUAGAAGACAUCGGGCACACUCGUGGACCCCUGGACGGCAGCCUUUAUGCCCAGGUGAAGAAGCGCAGGGGCCCAGGCUCAGGCUCACUGACCUCCACCAACGGGAGCCCCCUGGGCAUUAGCGAGGAGAAGCACAGCCAGCUGCUGUCCCUCAGCUCUGACUCCGGCCGCUCGACCGCCCCUACGGAGCAUCUGGACGAGCUGGCACGGGCCCCUCCCCCCACACGGCAGGAGCGUGAGGAGCUCGACCGCCUGCUGGGGGGCAUUGAGAGUGGCCGGGAGCGGGAGCGGGAGACUGCCAUCUUGGACGACGGAGAUACCCCCCCAGCAACGGUGGCGCCCAUGCGGCUGGGCCGCUCCUGCUCCUGCCGCGUGGGCUACCGCUCCCAGCGCUGCCCUGAACCCAGCUGUCAGAGGCCCCUGCCUUUAGCCAAUGGCUGCUGCCUGGAGCGCACCAGCAUGUCCAAUGGGCAUCCGUCCCACCCUGGCUCCUCUUCCCUGGCUGGAAUGGCCCCACCUCUGUUGGAGGUGUACCAGCACCACAACAGCCAUUCUCAUCAAGUGCUGCCCCCUCCUGACCUGCUGUGGGAGCGCCCGCCAGGUCCCCCACACUAUCUGCACCGGCCAUUCCCCGAGGGCCUUGCCCGGCACCUGUGCCCCUACCCGGUGCAGGACCUGCCCCCCCAUAGCCACACCCUCCCUCCUCCUGGCCGGCUGCUAUGCCGGGGUGAUGACUUUGGGCCAUACCCCCCAGGGGCUGCCAGUCCCUACCGUGAGCUGCUCAUGCUGGACCCCGUGCCUUCCCCAGGAUGCCCAUGCCGGGACUGCUGCUGCCGUAGGGACGAGUCUGCGGCCGGCGUCAGCGCCUUCCACACACUGCCCUGGGGGCGGGAGGCAGAGCUGCACAGGGAGGUGGGGCUGCACAGAGAGGCGGGGUUGAGGCGGGCCCGGGAGGUGCCACUGCACUGGGACCGGGAGGCAGAGAUCCAGUGGGAGCGUGACAGAGAGGCCGAAUACUGGCACCGCAGGUCUGCCAUGCCCCCUUACGGCCCUCGGCACUCGCCCCAAGGCCACGACCUGCAAGCUUUCACCUUCGACCCGUUGCCUUCAGGCCACCCCGCCUACCCCGAGUCCUCUCGCUCCCAUGGCCACCCCCAUGGCCAUGGCCACACCCACCCAGAGCUGAAGUACAGCAGCAGCAGCAGUGGGUAUCAGACCCCCCGCCAGGCCUGCCCCUGCUCUCCCUACCAGCCGUCCCCCUCCGAGAGCCGGGGCUACGCUUCCGGCUACCAGUCAGAGUCCACCUCGCCGUUGCCCCCGCCCACAGCGAGCAUCUCCACCUGCUCCCACAGCACCACUUCCCCCAACGGCCCCCCAGAAAGGCAGACAGUGGAGGCCCCAGGAGGCAUGGUGGAUGGCCUGGUCUGGCGGGACCACAUUUCUCAGGGUUCCCUGAGGCGACCGCACCGAGAGCCGCCAGCUGUUUGCUCCAUGACCUCUGACCUCUCUGAGGCACCUACCCCUGUCCACACAAGCAGUCCUUUGUGCAUACAGCAGAGCCCCAACCUCAGGGAGACAGAUCUGUGUGUGACAGAGGACAGUGCCACUCCUGUGCCGUCCCAAUGCCAACAUGGGACAGUGGCUCCCCCUCAAGUAUCCCCUGGCCCUCCUGAGGGGCCGCAGCAAAGCCCACCAUCCAGCAACACAAGCCUGGAGCAGCGGCCCACGACCGCCCCUCCCGUGGAGCCCCAGCCGCCUGCUGAGCCCAGCGUCGCUCCUCCCUGUAGCUCCCCCAGCCAGACCACAGUGCCUCCCCCUGCUGUCCAGGCUACUCUCCAGAGCUCUCCAGGUUCCAUCCAUCCACCAAGUUCACCAACACAGCACUACCAGGCAGCCCAGCCUAGCCCAUCGGGCCCCAGUCCUCCCUCAGGCUCCCCCAGGCCCGGUUCCAGCCAAAGCUCGGCUCCCUCGUCCCCUCAGCGCCCCCCCUCCAGCGAACCUCCUGUGCCUGGUUUUGCCACCAUGAGCCGGAAACUCAUGCUGGGUGCCGACGCCGCUGGGCACCUGCAGUCCUGCUCCUCUUCCCCGCCUCCAGAAGGCCAGUGUACGCCCACCUUCCCCCUGUCUAACAGCUACUACCCAGUCUGCAUCCCGGCUGUGCCUUACACGGGCUACACCAUUCUCCCGGGCUCCGGCCCGGCCCAGCCCCCGCUACCCGAGAAGCGCCGGCUCUCCGCCCUGCCAGCCUCGUCCGACAGCAGGUUCUCCACCCUGAGGCCCCCCUGCAGUACCUCUGGGGUCCAGCCUCCCACUUCGGGGGCCCCACACCAUGUCACCUUCUCUCCAUCAGUUGGGGAGGUGGCGCCCCCUGCAGGAGUAGCUGACGGGCUGCCCGUGUCCACCAGUGAAGCAGAGAAUCGCGUGAGCGUCAAGUUUGUCCAGGACAGCUCCCGAUUCUGGUAUAAGCCCGGCAUCUCCAGGGACCAAGCAAUUGCCGUGCUGAAGGAAAGGGAACCUGGUUCCUUCCUCGUCCGCGACAGCAACUCCUUCCAGGGAGCCUACGGUCUGGCGCUGAAGGUGGCCACCCCACCCCCCAACACCAGCAACCAUGGCAGCAAAGGUGACCCUCUGGAGCAGCUGGUCAGGCAUUUCCUGAUUGAGACCGGUUCCCGGGGGGUGAAGAUCAAGGGCUGCCAGAACGAGCCUUACUUCGGGAGCCUAUCGGCCCUGGUGUAUCAGCACUCCAUCACCCCCAUGUCGCUGCCCUGCACCCUGCGCAUCCCUGAGAAAGAGCUUGUCGGUGAAAUCCAGGAGGUGCAGACGACCAGCAACAUGAGCACAGCAGCUGAUCUGCUGAAACAGGGAGCAGCCUGCAACGUGCUCUACCUGAACUCCGUGGAGACAGAGUCGCUGACGGGGCCCCAGGCCAUCGCUAAAGCCACCGGGGCCACCAUGUCCCAGGAUCCACGGCCCUCUGCCACCGUAGUGCACUUCAAGGUGUCUUCCCAGGGCAUCACCCUCACAGACAACCAGCGCAGAGUGUUUUUCAGGAGACACUAUCCUGUCAAUAGCGUGACCUACAGCAGUGUGGACCCCCAGGACAGGAGGUGGACUAACUCUGACAGCACAACAUCCAAGGUAUUUGGCUUUGUUGCGAAAAAGCAGGGAAGCGUGUCAGAGAACGUGUGCCACCUGUUUGCGGAGCUAGACCCCGAACAGCCCGCCGUCGCCAUCGUCAACUUCAUCAACAAGGUCAUGCUGGGAUCACAACGCAGAUAGUGGCCUGGAGGGGGGGGUGGGGGGUGGUACACUGGCUCAGGAAAUCCCCUUCGAGAGAUGUACCAUUUUUAUUGCUUCUCUCGUUUUUUUUCUCCUUUGCCAUAAUCCUUGUCAGUGUCCUUAUAGGAUAUCAUCAGGCAAAUUUAUUCACUAUUUAUUCACUGUUUGUCUUCCUUUGUAUUCACAUAUUUUUUCUUUCAUGUUUUAUAUCAAAGUGAAACUAGGUAAUAAUCACGUACCAAGCAAUAAAUUUACUUUAGGAAGAGGAUAGAUAUUUUUUAUGUGCUUUCCUCUUCUGGUUUGAGGGAGUGAGAAUGAGACUGAGGCUGUGUGACUAGGGAGAGAACCAUAGCUGAUAUCAGCACUGUCUUUCGACACACUUAUCAGCAUUAUCUGCCAUGCGAGUCAGUUGUUGAUUAACUCUUACCGGGUGUUAUUUUUAGAGUGAUAACAGGAGAACACGGCAUGGGUUUAGUGAUGUCCUGUAAGUAAUUAACAGAAUGAUUAUGCUAUUAUUUCUGGAGGUAAACAAACAAAUCCAGCGUAUGACAGAUUUAGGAUCCAGGCCAAGCGUUUCUGAGAAUGACGUCAAGAAGUAGAUGACUGUUACAGAAGGUAGCUGUGAAUGUAUGUGAGUGUAUUUCUGGUAUCGUAGGGGACGUGAUGGGGACACGGGGGGUGCUUAAGGGACCCAUUACAUCACCAGGGAGCUCCCAAAAGGACUAGUGGUUGCUCAAAGCCAUUUCGGCGAUGUGCCCUGGGAGAUGCGUGAUGGCUCAGUCUUUUCCAAACCCUCUGCGGCUUACUCUCGGUGUCUGUCCAGAGGUAGAGGGCGAGAGCCCAGCUUCGGGUGGCGAGCGUUCUGUCAAAUGCCAGUUCAUGGCUGCUGUCCAAUCAGCUGCAUGUGUCUGCAUGCAGUAGCCAAUCACACUUGAUAUUGUAGUAAUGUCACAUGCAGAUCGCAGGUAAUUGAUUUCCCCACUGCCAUCAUGGCGUAGGCAUUUGCAAACUGAACUUUAGUCAAAACUAGAGAAAGACACAGGAGAAACCUGCCAAAGGCCCUAACCAAAGCUGCUUAAAGAGCGCUCGUGUUUUUCGAUUACAAACCUUUUAUUGGUCAUUUUGUUACAAGCUUCCAUGUGUUUUGCAUAAAUGGGAUGUUUUGUUGUUUAGUGUUUUUAUAAGACAGAUUAUGAAAAAUGUGUAACAGCUUUAAUAUAUUGUGGUCUGUUUUAUCUUUCUUAUUGACCUUUGUAUGUAGUAAUAUAUUUUCUAAAUACAGCUUGAGUAUGUAAGAAAUAAAAAAAAGGAAACAUUUAUAAAAAGAAAUGAAUUUAUAUUAUAUGCUAUUUUUUAAAACGGCAAUGUAUGCAUUAAAUAAAGAAUAUAAAUGUUGUAUCUGAAAUAAACAAUUCCUUAUUUACAUGCA